Molecule: messenger RNA, 1362 nt
Organism: Monoraphidium neglectum
Lineage: Eukaryota; Viridiplantae; Chlorophyta; Chlorophyceae; Sphaeropleales; Selenastraceae
Product: DNA methyltransferase 1-associated protein
Exons: 6
Coding region: 1-1362 (453 amino acids)
Biological process (GO): negative regulation of transcription by RNA polymerase II; DNA repair; chromatin remodeling
Cellular component (GO): NuA4 histone acetyltransferase complex; Swr1 complex
Molecular function (GO): transcription corepressor activity
Source: RefSeq, a predicted model, not a curated record
AUGGCGGACGCCCGCGACAUCCUUGGGGUGGAGCGCGGCGGCGCCACGCCCGCAGAGCGCAAGCCGGAGAAGAAAGAACGGAUGAAGCGGCCCGAGGGCAUGAGCCGUGAGGCGUUUGCGCUCCUCAGCGGCUCCAACCCCUUGAUUACGACGCAGCUGAUGGAGGGCCUGAAGAAAAGCAAGAAGGACAAGCCCAACCGGCCGACCGGCAAGGGCACAGUCGUCUGGCGAGCGCAGCCCUUCACCAACCAGGCACGCUCAGACGGCCUGCAGCUCGUGCACUGGGCCAAAGGCUUCAAGGACGCCAGCGGUCGCGUUCGCGACGCGCACGAGGGGGACUAUCCCUUUGCCAAGUACAACAAAAAGGUGGAUGGCGAUUGGAGGGGCGGUCCGAAGUGCCCCGUGUUCCGGUAUGACGAGGAGGAGUGGAGCUCACUCAUAGCAGACGCGGCCAGCAGUUGGAGCCGGGCCGAGACCGAUUACCUCCUGGCCAUGGUGGAGCAGUUUGACCAGCGGUUCAUUGUCAUUGCCGACAGAUGGGACUUUCCCGGGGGCCAGCCGCGCAGCCUUGAGGACCUCAAGGAGCGCUACUACUCAAUAGCCAGGAAGCUGCUGGUGGCGCGCGAGGGCACGGACGCGCUGCUGGCCAACCACCCGCUGGUCAAGCACCCCUACAACGCGGGGCAGGACAGGCAGCGCAAGGCCGCGCUGAUGUCACUGCUGGACCGCGACACCAGCCAGGAGGAGAAGGACAAUGCGGUGCUGGAGCAGGCGCGACAGAUCGAGGAGCGGCGGCGCGCCGAGCAGGCAGCCGCGCAGGCUGCCGCCGCAGCCGCGGCCCAGGCGCGCCGCGCGGCCGCGACGCCCGGCGUGGCCAACGCGGCGCGCGGCGGCAGCGCGGGCCCUGCUGCGGGCGUCAGCAAUCCCUCGGUCUUUGACGCCUCGUACCUCACUUACCCGGCCUCGUUCGACAACCACACCCAGCCCGGCAUGCCGUCGCUACUCUCGCCGACGCUGGAGCCGCUGCGGCCGGAGCGCCCGGCCGUGUACGCGCGCGGCCUGCACACGCGCGCCACGGUGGAGCAGCAGCCAGUGGCGAUCCUGGGGCCGCAAGCACCGCGGCUGGCCAAGGCGGUGGAGGCGGCGUUUGCGGAACUGUCCAUCCCGCUGCAGCCGCGGUACAGCAGCCGCAGCGUCUGCGGCGCUUACUUGGCGCUGCGCGGGGAGGUGCUGCACCUGGUGGAGCUGCGGCGGCUGCAGGCGGCGCGCCAGGCGGCGCAGCGGGGCAACGACGCGAAGCGCAAGGGGCCUGGGGAGGGGCAGGCCGCGGCGAAGCGGCAGAAGGUGGCGGGGAAGAGGUGA